AAUUGCUCUGCGAUUCCCGGUUUGGGGACCUGCUUGGCCCGGCGCCCUCGGCGCUAAACCUGUCACUGCGAGACUCUGGAGGAGCUCCGAGAACGGCCCCCUCCCCCUGCUCCGGAUGCCGUGACGAGAAUCUCCUGGGCAUCAAGGCAGGUCUCGGCCACGCGUUCCCGCCCGCCGCCCCCCAGCCGAAGACCUCGCGCGGGCGGCAGGCAUGGGCGGCCGGGUCAAGUGUCUCGUGCGAUGCCUCCGACGCAAGAAGUUGCCUUCUUUCCUGAAGCCUCUCUUACUGAAAAUCGUCGGCGACGUGGUGAGGAGCAGACCCCUGCCCCACUCCCUGGUGGUGGUGGUGAAGUACCGGCGGAGCCUCGCCCCCCGCCCUCGACAGGAUGCUGAAGAGGUCCCCCAAAUGUUCCCAGUUGACAAGCACCCCAGGCACCCACAGUCAGAGGGGCGUUUCAGCUGCAGGCUAAAGCUGCAGACCGUGGUCCUUGCAGAUCCUCAGAGGAGCCUCCUGGCUUCCAGCAGAUCGGCCUGUCCACAGUUUGAUGAGGUGGUCAUGAAGCUGGGCAACCCAAAAGUGGCGGACCUGUUGCUGCAGAGAGGAGCGAAUCCCAACCUGCCGGACCCUUCCACUGGCUCCCUGCCGGUCCACGACGCGGCCCGCGAGGGGUUUCUGGACACCCUGCAGGUGUUGCUCUCCGGCGGAGCUCGCCUCGACUUGCCGGACGACCGCGGCCGCCUCCCUCUCGAUGUGGCUGCAGAAAAUGGGCAAAGCCACGUGGUCCGUUUCCUCGCCCCGCGACGGAGGGACGACGCCUAGAAGCACUCCAGGCAGGCUGCUGAGUCUGAUUCCACAAUGACUACUCAUGAAGACACCAACUGCAUAAAAAGCAAAAAUAAAAAGUGUUUUCUGUA
Molecule: messenger RNA, 915 nt
Organism: Candoia aspera
Lineage: Eukaryota; Metazoa; Chordata; Lepidosauria; Squamata; Candoiidae
Product: cyclin-dependent kinase inhibitor 2A-like
Exons: 3
Coding region: 212-820 (202 amino acids)
Biological process (GO): regulation of G1/S transition of mitotic cell cycle; regulation of cyclin-dependent protein serine/threonine kinase activity; negative regulation of cell population proliferation
Cellular component (GO): nucleus; cytoplasm
Molecular function (GO): cyclin-dependent protein serine/threonine kinase inhibitor activity; protein kinase binding
Source: RefSeq, a predicted model, not a curated record